Messenger RNA from Rhododendron vialii, 893 nucleotides. RefSeq lists its product as uncharacterized. The transcript has 5 exons. The record is from RefSeq and is a predicted model, not a curated record. Lineage: Eukaryota; Viridiplantae; Streptophyta; Magnoliopsida; Ericales; Ericaceae. Gene Ontology annotation, cellular component: mitochondrial inner membrane. The coding region runs from base 106 to 624 and encodes 172 amino acids. Gene Ontology annotation, biological process: mitochondrial respiratory chain complex I assembly.
CAACAAUACAAAAGAAACAGUAGGGGCUAACAACAAAAUACACCCCCAUUUCCUUUCCUUCUCCGUUCCGGAGAGAGAGAGAGAGAGAGAGAGAGAUCAACAGAAAUGGCGGGGAGACAGAGAGCAGUGCAAACACUGCCGACUCUAAUGCGAGCCCUCAGAAAAGAGAUCCCAAAGCCACCACCGAGUCAACAGCGGUUGCCAUCGCUGCGGCGCGCUUUCUCUCUCUACGACCAGAUCAACCUCAUCGACAACGUCCCCGAAGACCAGCUACGCUUCCAAGGGUAUACCGAUGAGGGGUUUACGGUGAACGGGGUUACCUACGAAGGUAGCGUGCUUUGCGUUGGAAACUUGAUAACCUCUUGGAGCCCCAAGAAAUUCGCAGAGAUCACUGCAGAUAGCUUGUCUAUGUUCCAAAUUGUGCGCCCCAUACCAGAAAUUUUGAUUCUUGGCUGUGGGAGGUAUAUACAACAAGUAGAUCCUGAGCUCCGGCGCUUCAUUCGGUCAACUGGCAUGAAGCUAGAAGCUCUUGACUCGAGAAACGCUGCAUCAACAUAUAACAUACUGAACGAGGAAGGUAGGAUUGUAGCUGCUGCAUUUAUCCCAUACGGAGUUUCUUCUUGAAGCGUGGACAGCAGAUCAGAUGUUUCUUGGUCAUGUGUUUUGCCAGAAGUGCAGUUUGGCUCCCCUUCCGUCUUUGGUGAAUGGUGACCAAUCUGGUUUUGGUUCUGGAUUUGUAGAUGGAUUAAAUUUGAGAUGUUAUGUUUAUUACUAUGUUGUAGGCAUUUUUGUGCAAAACAUCAGGGAAGUUUCGUUAAAUGAAGACCUGGACAAAAGUUACAAACUGUAAUUUUCCUCUUAUCAGAUUUUGCUCUGAAUAAUGGUUUCAUGCA